CCCUUUUCGUUCACUGGGGGCGCCAAAAACCCCUUUAUCAAAAAUAACAAAAAAAUUAAAAAAUUAAAAAAUAAAAAAAAAAAGAACACAGAGAGAUAAAUAUUAGAGAAAUCCAGAGAGAGAGAGAGAGAGAGAGAGAGACGGAGAGAUGAGCGAGUUGCAAACCCAGUCAUCGUUCAUCGGAGUUCAAAGCAUGGCAUACCAUAAAGCAGUGAAGGAAGCCCUAAAUGCACUCUAUCAUCACCCGGACGACGCCGUUCGUGUCGACGCCGAUCGAUGGCUUCAAGAGUUUCAGGGCUACCUCGACGCCUGGCAGGUUGCUGAUGACUUGCUUCAUGAUCCCACCAGCAAUUUAGAAACCUUAAUCUUUUGUUCCCAGACUCUUAGAAGCAAGGUACAGCGAUAUUUUGAAGAACUACCAUCUACAGCUUUUCGCCCAUUACGGGAUUCAUUAAAUAAUUUACUGAGAAAAUUCCACAAGGGUCCUCCUAAAGUCAGAACUCAGAUUAGCAUUGCAGUUGCUGCUUUGGCUGUACAUGUUCCUGCAGAAGAUUGGGGGGAUGGUGGUAUUGUGAAUUGGCUACGGGAUGAAAUGACUAUGCAUCCAGAGUACAUUCCAGGGUUUUUGGAGCUACUUACAGUUUUACCUGAGGAAGUAUAUAACUAUAAGAUAGCAGCUCGUCCAGAAAGACGACGUCAAUUUGAGAAGGAGCUUACUUCUCAAAUGGAGGUUGCUCUUAAUAUCUUAACAGCUUGCUUGAAUUUCAAUGAGCUUAAAGAGCAGGUUCUAGAGGCAUUUGCUUCUUGGCUUCGACUAAAGCAUGGGAUCCCUGGAAGUGUGCUUGCAUCUCACCCCUUGGUGCUCACUGCUUUGUCAAGCUUAAAUUCUGAAAUACUUUCAGAGGCAGCUGUAAAUGUUAUAUCUGAGUUGAUACACUAUACAGUAGCAGGAAGCUCUGGUGGGUUUUCUGUGCAGAUGCCCUUAAUUCAAGUGAUUGUGCCUCAAGUAAUGAGUCUUAAGGCACAACUUAGAGAUGCUUCAAAGGAUGAGGAAGAUGUGAAGGCCAUUGCGCGAUUGUUUGCAGACAUGGGUGAUUCAUAUGUUGAACUGAUUGCAACUGGUUCUGAUGAAUCAAUGCUGAUAGUCCAUGCAUUACUGGAAGUUGCUUCACACCCAGAAUAUGAUAUUGCAUCAAUGACAUUCAAUUUUUGGCACAGUUUGCAGGUGAACUUGACCAAAAGGGAUUCCUAUAUAUCACUUGGUAAUGAAUCAUCCAUAGAAGCUGAGAGAAAUAGAAGGCUGCAAAUUUUUCGUCCAGCAUAUGAAUCACUUGUUUCCCUGGUAAGCUUCCGAGUUCAAUAUCCGCAGGAUUUUCAAGACCUUUCAUAUGAAGACCUCAAGGAAUUUAAACAUACUAGAUAUGCUGUUGCGGAUGUCUUAAUUGAUGCGGCAUCGGUUCUAGGUGGUGAUUCAACACUUAAAAUUCUUUACAUGAAGCUUUUUGAGGCUGUGGGUAGGUAUCAGAAUGAUGGACAAAAUGAAUGGCGUCUGGCCGAGGCUGCUUUGUUUUGCAUCCGUGCUAUAUCAAAUUAUGUCUCAAUUGUUGAAGCUGAAGUAAUGCCCCAGGUUAUGACUUUACUUCCAAAACUUACUCAACAUCCCCAGCUACUUCAGACAGUGUGCUUAACGAUUGGAGCAUAUUCAAAGUGGCUUGAUUCUGCACCCAAUGGACCUUCUAUUCUGCCUUCAGUCAUAGAGAUCCUCAUGAGUGGCAUGGGUACAUCAGAGGAUUCUGCAGCGGCUGCAGCUCUAGCUUUUAGACACAUCUGUGAUGAUUGCCGGAAAAAGCUUUGUGGAUAUGUGGAAGGGCUCUUUCAUAUAUAUCGUAUAGCAGUGAAUGGAGAAGGUGGUUUUAAAGUCUCUGCAGAGGACUCAUUGCAUCUUGUUGAAGCAUUGAGCAUGGUUAUUACAGAACUUCCAAUAGACCAUGCUAAGAGGCCUCUGGAGGAGUUAUGCUUGCCAGUUGUUUCUCCUUUACAGGAAAUUGUCAACCAAGGCCCAGAAGUAAUAAAUAAGAAAACUGCACGUGAGCUAACAGUACACAUUGAUCGGUUUGCAUACAUUUUUAGAUAUGUAUGUCACCCUGAAGCUGUGGCAGAUGCAAUUCAGAAGUUAUGGCCAAUUUUUAAAGCCAUCUUUGAUCUUCGUGCUUGGGACAUGCGGACAAUGGAGUCUCUCUGCCGAGCUUGUAAAUAUGCUGUGAGAACUUCUGGGAGAUACAUGGGAAUUACAAUUGGAGCUAUGCUAGAAGAGAUCCAAGGCCUAUAUAAACAGCAUCAUCAACCAUGCUUUCUUUACCUAUCUAGUGAAGUUAUAAAGAUAUUUGGUUCUGAUCCAUCAUGUGCAAAUUAUUUAAAAAGUUUGAUUGAAACACUAUUCAUGCAAACGACCCAUCUUCUUACGAAUAUUCAGGAAUUUACUGCCAGACCAGAUAUAGCUGAUGAUUGUUUUUUGUUGGCAUCAAGAUGCAUUCGUUAUUGUCCUCAUUUGUUCAUUCCAUCUGCAAUAUUUCCAUCAUUAGUAGAUUGCUCAAUGAUUGGGGUCACAGUGCAGCACAGAGAAGCCUCAAAUUCAAUAUUGACCUUCUUAUCCGAUAUCUUCGAUGUUGCAAACUCUAGCAAGGGAGAACAGUACUUGCCUAUAAGAAACGCUGUCAUAAUUCCUCGAGGACUUACCAUCACAAGAAUUUUGAUUGCUUCAUUAACUGGAGCACUUCCAAGUUCUCGACUAGAACAGGUAACUUACACACUACUAGCGCUUACUCGAGCAUAUGGGGCACAAGCAGUGGAGUGGGCAAACCAAAGUGUUUCUUUAAUUCCAUCAACAGCGGUCACAGAAAACGAGCGAUCAAGAUUUCUGACAGCAUUGUCAGAUGCUGCUUCUGGGGUUAAUAUCAACGCCUUGACAGUUCCAAUCGAAGAACUAUCAGAUGUUUGCCGGCGCAACCGAACAGUCCAGGAGAUUGUUCAAGGAGCGUUGAGGCCACUCGAGUUGAAUAUUACAGCACCAUCUGUAUCAUAAGGAAGACUAGAGUGAGGGGCCAUUUUACUAGGCCUCACCUCUCCGGUAAAAUCAAUCUUACGAGAUUGUGUAUUAGCCUUUUAACUCUAUUCAAUUUUUUCUGGGGGUUCUCCUUUGUAUUUACUAUGAUUCUCCAAUUUUUAAGGAGAAUCAAAUGCCAUUUCAUAUUGGUUGAUGAGAGAGAUGGAAGAAUUGUUGUAUCUAAAUGUUGUUGAGUUGUUGGGAUCUCGAGUGGGGUUGUCAUUUUCAUUUUUCUUGGGGGUUAGAUCAAAAUGGUGGUAUAGAGAUGUAGAUGAAUGUAAUGAAAGAAUUUUAGGCAUUGUUAGGAGUGUUUCAUUCCUCAAAUAGUUUUGAAAUCUUAAAAAAAAAAGAAAAAGGCAUUGGUGGAAAUUUUUGCAUUCA
Ziziphus jujuba (common jujube) is the source of this 3484-nucleotide messenger RNA. RefSeq names its product transportin MOS14. Lineage: Eukaryota; Viridiplantae; Streptophyta; Magnoliopsida; Rosales; Rhamnaceae. The record is from RefSeq and is a predicted model, not a curated record. The transcript has 27 exons. Gene Ontology annotation, biological process: protein import into nucleus. The coding region runs from base 149 to 3082 and encodes 977 amino acids. Gene Ontology annotation, cellular component: nuclear membrane; cytoplasm. Gene Ontology annotation, molecular function: small GTPase binding.